UUUUAGUUCUCUAAUCAAUCCAAAAUGGAGUUCGACUUCUGAGUGGUUACGGCAGAAGUUACGUAAGCACACUCCAAAAAAUACUAUCAGUGCUCAUAAAGGAUUUAAUAUUCUCCGUACAGUAGCUUACAGGUGAGAUCAAUUUAAUUCAACUCAACUGGCUAUACAUUUUAUUACAAGAUGCACUCCGUAAUCAAUUCCACUUUGCGAACCCUGAGCAAAACAGAAUCGGGUAAAAUCGCAUCGAUUUUAUCGAACAGCAGGAGUUAUGCUGCCAAAGCAGCAGCCGGUGCCCAAGGCAAAGUUGUUGCCGUUAUCGGUGCUGUUGUAGAUGUACAAUUCGAAGAUAGCCUACCUCCCAUCCUAAAUGCUCUUGAAGUAUCCAACAGAAAGCCAAGGCUCGUCCUUGAAGUAGCCCAGCAUUUAGGAGAAAAUACCGUCCGUACCAUUGCUAUGGAUGGUACUGAGGGUUUGGUACGUGGUCAAGGUGUUGUUGACUGCGGAUCACCCAUCAGGAUCCCCGUGGGAGCUGAGACAUUGGGCAGGAUCAUGAACGUCAUCGGAGAACCAAUUGACGAACGUGGCCCCAUUGUAACUGACAAAAGUGCAGCUAUCCACGCUGAAGCCCCAGCUUUCGUUGAAAUGAGUGUCGAGCAAGAAAUCUUGGCUACUGGAAUCAAAGUUGUCGAUCUUUUGGCUCCUUAUGUAAAAGGAGGAAAGAUUGGUCUGUUUGGAGGUGCUGGAGUAGGAAAAACUGUAUUGAUUAUGGAACUGAUCAACAACGUAGCCAAGGCUCAUGGUGGUUAUUCAGUAUUCGCUGGAGUUGGUGAACGUACCCGUGAAGGAAAUGACUUGUACAAUGAAAUGAUUGAAGGUGGUGUCAUUUCCUUGAAAGACAAGACCUCCAAGGUAGCUCUUGUCUACGGACAGAUGAAUGAACCCCCAGGCGCCCGUGCCCGUGUCGCUUUGACUGGAUUAACUGUAGCUGAAUACUUCCGUGACCAGGAAGGACAAGACGUACUUCUUUUCAUUGACAACAUUUUCCGUUUCACUCAAGCCGGUUCUGAAGUAUCUGCUCUGUUGGGUCGUAUUCCAUCCGCUGUAGGUUAUCAACCCACUUUGGCCACUGACAUGGGUACUAUGCAGGAAAGAAUUACCACCACCAAAAAGGGUUCAAUUACAUCAGUACAGGCCAUUUAUGUGCCAGCUGAUGACUUGACAGAUCCUGCCCCUGCCACUACAUUCGCUCACUUGGACGCCACCACUGUAUUGUCCCGUGCCAUUGCUGAAUUAGGUAUCUACCCAGCUGUGGAUCCUUUGGAUUCUACAUCCCGUAUUAUGGACCCCAACAUCAUUGGAGCUGAACAUUACAACAUUGCCCGUGGUGUACAGAAGAUCUUACAAGAUUACAAAUCACUUCAAGAUAUCAUUGCUAUCUUAGGUAUGGAUGAAUUGUCUGAAGAAGAUAAACUUACCGUAGCCCGUGCCCGCAAGAUCCAAAGAUUCUUGUCUCAACCUUUCCAAGUUGCUGAAGUAUUCACUGGUCAUGCUGGAAAACUAGUACCAUUAGAAGAAACCAUCAAGGGCUUCACCAAGAUUCUUGCAGGUGAAUACGAUCAUCUUCCUGAAGUAGCUUUCUAUAUGGUAGGCCCAAUUGAAGAAGUCGUACAGAAGGCUGAAAAAUUAGCUAAGGAAGCAUCUAAUUAAAUUUAUAAAUAAGUGUUUAAUCACUGACCAUUCAAAAUUUUAACCUUUUUUUACAUUAUAUAACCACACUUUAUUCAUUAUAGUUUAUAUAAUUUAAAACAAGUAGAAAAUCCACAAACAGCAUUGUGAUCAGUGAUUUUACUAAAUAAAAAAAUAUAAAAAA
Ctenocephalides felis (cat flea) is the source of this 1870-nucleotide messenger RNA. RefSeq names its product ATP synthase subunit beta, mitochondrial. Gene Ontology annotation, biological process: proton transmembrane transport; proton motive force-driven mitochondrial ATP synthesis. The transcript has a single exon. NCBI's taxonomy places the organism in Eukaryota, Metazoa, Arthropoda, Insecta, Siphonaptera, Pulicidae. Gene Ontology annotation, molecular function: ATP binding; ATP hydrolysis activity; proton-transporting ATP synthase activity, rotational mechanism. Bases 181 to 1707 code for a protein of 508 amino acids. The record is from RefSeq and is a predicted model, not a curated record.